Molecule: messenger RNA, 831 nt
Organism: Lecanosticta acicola
Lineage: Eukaryota; Fungi; Ascomycota; Dothideomycetes; Mycosphaerellales; Mycosphaerellaceae
Source: the annotation of a GenBank genome assembly
AUGGACGACUCGCCUCUCAGCCGCCUCUCUGGCGAACUGCGGAACAAGAUCUACGAAUACGCCCUUUACGAGCCCGCCGGUAUCCCGGUGCAUGUCAGCCCACCCGCCAGCAAGGAGCGCCGCACUUCCUACGAGGUUCUCUUGAACCGGAUCAACAAACCUGCACAGCCCCACAAGAGUCCACUGUGCGGUCUCCCACAGACCUGUCGCGCGCUCCGCCAGGAGACUCUGAAGCUCUGCUUCUCGUUGAACAAAGUCGUGGUGUACACGAAGCUUCUCGACAAGCAAACGUACUACGUCAACUAUACGAACUACUGCAUGCAUCAGCUGUCCAAAUGGGCAGCGCUGGUCGGCGGAGAGCAGCGAGAUGAAGUAAAAGAAAUUGUCAUCCACUGUGGCACCGCUACAGAAUCAGUCGCAGAAGUCGAGGAGAUUCCAUGCGAGCCCAUCAGCAUAUCAACUUUCGAAAGGAUGCUCGUCUUCGACAGGAGAUGGGAUGCAUGCUACCAAUUCUUGGAGAUCAAGAAGAAGAUGGCGGCGUUCUGGGACUGGAGGUCACUUCUGGCCAUGCUUCGGAGCCUGUUUCAUAACUACGACAACAUAAAAGUGCAGGUCAGGCUGUCUGUACUGCUCUGGAACUCUUGGAUGCACGUAGGGAUCAAGAGAGGAGAGAUUGAGUUGCCUGCAGAGCAAUCUCUGGGUCGAAUGAAGUUCGUUGAAGCGGGUCUUGUGAAACUUGCACCUCAGCACAGCCGGAUUUACGACCUGAUGCACCGCCCUAUCCUCACACUGCUCGCGGGACUUCCCUCGGAAGUCGAGAUAAGGGACUAA